This is a messenger RNA of Pararge aegeria (speckled wood butterfly), 2889 nucleotides long. RefSeq names its product probable isocitrate dehydrogenase [NAD] subunit alpha, mitochondrial (gene Idh3a). NCBI's taxonomy places the organism in Eukaryota, Metazoa, Arthropoda, Insecta, Lepidoptera, Nymphalidae. Gene Ontology annotation, cellular component: mitochondrion. Gene Ontology annotation, molecular function: NAD binding; isocitrate dehydrogenase (NAD+) activity; magnesium ion binding. Gene Ontology annotation, biological process: isocitrate metabolic process; tricarboxylic acid cycle. The record is from RefSeq and is a predicted model, not a curated record. Bases 120 to 1289 code for a protein of 389 amino acids. The transcript is spliced from 7 exons.
UCGUAGAUAGCGAUGUUGAUACCAGAUUCCUAAUAUGUUUCUGCAUGCCCCCCUUAUUUAAUGACCCCUGUGCGACGGCUCGUUUAAUUUCUUUUGCCAUCCAAAAAUAGACUUAUAGUAUGUCGAAGAAUUACAUAAAUGCGCUUUUGAAGCCUUUUCGUGAGAGUAAAGUCGUUGAGAGCUUACUGAAAUUGUUUGAGUCUGAAGCGAAUAAGUCUUCUGGAGGGGUUGGAGGCGUGAAAAAUGAGGUCCCAGCGGGGCGAACAGGCGCUGCUCAGUACAGCACGGGGGUGCGGAAGGUGACACUCAUUCCUGGGCACGGAAUUGGCCCAGAGAUCACUGUAGCUGUUCAGAAAAUAUUCGAAGCUGCCAAAGUACCCAUAGAAUGGGACGAGGUUGAUGUCACAGCUGUUAGGGGUCCAGAUGGCAAGUUUGGUAUUCCACAAAAGGCUAUUGACUCUGUAAAUGCAAACAAAAUCGGUCUUAAAGGCCCACUCAUGACACCAGUUGGGAAAGGUUACCGAUCCCUCAACUUGGCCCUUCGUAAGGAGUUUGACUUAUAUGCAAAUGUUCGGCCUUGCAAAAGUUUAGAUGGCAUCAAGACGCUGUACGACAACGUGGACGUGGUGACCAUCCGAGAGAACACGGAGGGCGAGUACUCGGGCAUCGAGCACGAGAUCGUCGACGGCGUGGUGCAGAGCAUCAAGCUCAUCACCGAGGAGGCCAGCAAGCGCGUGGCCGAGUUCGCGUUCCAGUUCGCGCAGGAAAACAAGCGGAAGAAGGUCACCGCCGUGCACAAGGCCAACAUCAUGCGUAUGUCCGACGGUCUGUUCUUGCGGUGUUGUCGAGACCUGGCCACUAAGUACCCCAGUGUGACCUUCGAAGAACGCUACCUUGAUACAGUGUGCCUCAACAUGGUGCAGGAUCCAUCGAAAUUCGACGUACUCGUUAUGCCGAACUUGUACGGUGACAUCAUGUCGGACAUGUGCUCAGGUCUGGUGGGAGGUCUGGGCCUCACGCCCUCCGGAAACAUCGGCAAAAACGGAGCUCUAUUCGAGUCUGUGCACGGCACAGCGCCAUCUAUCGCCGGGCAAGACAAGGCCAACCCUACGGCUCUGCUCCUCUCCGGAGUGAUGAUGCUUCGUCACCUGCGGCUGUACGACUUCGCGGACAAGAUCGAGGGCUCCUGCUUCGCGGUCCUGAAGGAGGGGAGAGUUCUCACGGAGGACUUGGGCGGGAAGAGUACUUGCACGGAGUACACCAAUGAGAUCAUCAGGAAUAUGAAUUAGGAGUUCCGAUUGGUUGCUGCUCCGUUGGAAAUGUUUACUUCGGUUAUUUAAUUGCAUAGAUUUUUUUGAUAACCAAUCUCGUGCUGUGGUGAGAGCUGUGGUUUUAAGAGUCCCGAAAACGAUCCCCGGCUGGGGUAUAUUCUGAAUAAAUUUCGCUGUAAAAGGGGUGGGUUCUAACUGACAUUUAGCUUAGCUGCUCGUCUUUGUCAUUAAGGUAGUAACUAGCCAUGGCCCAUCCUUCCACCAGAUAGGUUGAUCCUAAAAGCACAAUAUGGGAAUAUGGCGGCUGGUAAGCGGCUUCGGCCGUGGCUAGUUACCACCGUACCGACAAAUACGUACUGCUAAGCGAUAAAACGUUAUAAACGAUGUCGCCUAAAACCGAGUAGGGGUAAGGGUUUAAUAUAAUUGCUAUACCCCUAACAGGUUAGCCCGUUGCCUUGUUAGGCUGCAUCAUCUCUUACCAGCAGUUGCAUACUACAGUCAAGGGCUCAACUCAUAUUCCAACUUGGUAUUUACACGAUAUUGUACUGGAAUGCUAAAUAACUGGGUGGCACGAUUUUGUCGGUAACUCGCCACUGCCUCCAACCAGGCCCGACCGAAGACUCUCACAAGAGAAAAUAAAGAUAUUAAAAUCUCCCAAAUUGUCCCCGCUGGUGAUAGAACCCAGGAACUAGUAUAGGAGUACAGCACUCACCACUAUGCCAGGCAAGUCGUAGAACUAGUAUGCUAGGAACAGUAAUAAAUAAUCGAGUAUCCGUUGAUCGGAGUUAUAUAUCCCGAAAAGUCAUAUGCAUAGCUCAAUGAGGUUUCAUGUUAAACCGCAGCAGCUGAGAAAACUAGUUCAAUUAGAUGAAUUUAACAAUAAAUUUUAACUAUUUUCGUUGAAAACUAAAAAAGCAUAUUGUAACGACGUCAUUAAAAUAAAAUGUUAGGACUUUAAUUUUAUAUGAGCUUAUUCCGUUUGAUACGAGGACACAAUGACGUCAUUUCCUAGGCCAUAGCGAAACUAAACAUUAGCUAUAAUAAAAUGAAAUCGGCAAUCAAUUUAUAAAUAAUAGCUUUUAUCAACGAAUACCGUUGUUUGGUCGCGGCUAGAAAGUCAGAAUUUCUCCAAGCGCGUAUCUUACAGUGGCCUCGGUACGUGACUGUCUCGCUCGCAAUCGAAGAUUCGUGUUUGUAUAUCAAACUCUAUAAUGUAAAAUGGACCUUAUUAUACUUCUUAAAAAGUCUAAAAUCCCGUUCGUCUGAUUUUUAUACUACAAAUGCCUAAGCUAAAGUAUCGUAGGCAAAGUUAAGCUUUAAUUAAAUGCAAAUAAGAUCUAUUUUACUGCGAUGUUCAAGUGUUUCUAUACUCCAAAAUUACUCCUCGAUUGCGAGCGAGCAAAUCUUAUAUUAUGGCUUCAGGUUUCUGUGAGAUUUGUUUAAGAAAAAAAUAGGCUAGUUUAUUUAUGACAAGAAUAUGACUCUACUUGUGUGGAGUCAUUGAAAAUACGAUUUCUUUUGACGCAACACGAGUAGCGUGUAGUCGGGAUGUCGUCAAUUACAAAAGAUAUUUAAAAUGGCUGCUAAGUUAUAACUUUAGAAGUAUUUUUUUUUACUU